Molecule: messenger RNA, 759 nt
Organism: Scaptodrosophila lebanonensis
Lineage: Eukaryota; Metazoa; Arthropoda; Insecta; Diptera; Drosophilidae
Gene: Pcd
Product: pterin-4-alpha-carbinolamine dehydratase
Exons: 3
Coding region: 42-626 (194 amino acids)
Biological process (GO): tetrahydrobiopterin biosynthetic process
Molecular function (GO): 4-alpha-hydroxytetrahydrobiopterin dehydratase activity
Source: RefSeq, a predicted model, not a curated record
CAGCUGCUUGCGAAAGCCGUAAAUAAAAACUCGUAUUGCAAAUGAGUUUAGCAAAAAGGUACACGCAAUGUAUAUUCAACUUUCGAAAAGUAGCAAGCUCGCUUCUCGCCAACAAAGGCAAAUGGCAGUUGCUCGGUGCCGAUGCGAAAGAAAGAGCUAACAGAUGGAUUGUCAGCGGGGAGCAGUGUAGCAACAUCUCAGUUCUGUACACGACAGCAACAAGAGUGGAGGCAUCAACUGAUAGUGGCCAACGCAGGUUUGUUAACACGCAACAAAAGUCCAUAACAUCAGCAAAUACAACCACAGCGAAAAAGCGAAAAAUGGUGGCAAAACUAUCAGAACAAGAACGCACUGAAAAACUGCAACCACUUUUAGAUGCUGGGUGGAGUCUCGUUAAUGGUCGCGACGCCAUCAUUAAAGAAUUCAUUUUCAGUGACUUUAAUCAGGCUUUUAGCUUUAUGACUGGAGUGGCCCUAUUGGCGGAGAAAAUUAAUCACCAUCCAGAAUGGUUCAAUUGCUACAACAAGGUCCAAGUCACACUGUCUACCCACGACGUUGGCGGCUUAAGUAGCCAGGACAUACGCAUGGCUACAUACUUUGAUACGCAUGCAAAAUUGUUCAAUUAAAUUUAAUACAUAAGUAUGCAUAUUAUACAUGCAUAUUUCUUUGUCCUAUAUUCAUUGAAAAACUCAGACCAAAGUGGACUUACUUAAUAUAUGGUAGUCUGCCUGACAUACGCAUGGCUACAUACAUACUUUA